This is a messenger RNA of Anopheles merus, 1406 nucleotides long. RefSeq names its product probable rRNA-processing protein EBP2 homolog. Bases 162 to 1235 code for a protein of 357 amino acids. NCBI's taxonomy places the organism in Eukaryota, Metazoa, Arthropoda, Insecta, Diptera, Culicidae. Gene Ontology annotation, biological process: ribosomal large subunit biogenesis; rRNA processing. The record is from RefSeq and is a predicted model, not a curated record. Gene Ontology annotation, cellular component: nuclear periphery; preribosome, large subunit precursor; nucleolus. The transcript has 3 exons.
UACCGCUGUCCAUAAUAAACGUGCUCGCGCCGCGAUACCGCUUCGGGCCGUGAAAUUCGUUGAUUUCUGUGUUAAAAAGUACCAUUUUCCGUGGUACAAACGUUUUGCCGGGGUUGAAGAAACGCUUUUGAAGUAGAAAUUAUCACAAUAACAACAGAACAAUGCUGCUCGCCGAACCGCAGCAACCGGUCGAAGAUAUGGAUGCGUCGACGGAAGGUGUUUCGGAGUCGUUCAAGGCCGAGUUUGCCGACAGUACGGACAGUGAGGAAAGCUUCACCGACGAAUAUGAUUCCGAUGAGGAGCUACGGCAAGCCUUCCUUCGCAACGAGCUGAAGCCGGGCUUGAACGUGAUCCUGAAGGAAGAGCGGCAGCCGAUCAACGAUACGAUCAAGCUAAAGGCCGCCCUCGAAACCUGCACACUCAAAGCGCCCUGGCUCGAGCGGAUGGAUCUGGUGAACGAUCUGGCCCCGCUCACGCCCGAGCUGGCGAUCCAGAUCGAGAAGCACGAGCAGAAGCGGGAAAACCUGUUCAAGGGCAACCGGAAGAUACCGUACGUGAAGCCGGAGGCGGACACGGUGCUGAACGACUUCAAGCGCGAGAUCCUGUUCCACCGGCAGGCGCAGGCGGCCACGCUCGAGGGCAUCGGGCGGCUGCACGAGCUCGGCAUCGCGACCAAGCGCCCGGACGACUACUUCGCCGAGAUGGCCAAGACGGACGAGCACAUGCAGCGCAUCCGGAAGGUGCUGCUGGACAAGCAGGAGGGUAUCGCGAAGUCGGAGCGCAUCCGGCAGCUGCGCGAGCAGCGCCGCAUCGGCAAGCUGAUACAGCGCGAGGCGACGGAGAAGCGGGACGAGGAGCGGCGCAAGAUGCUCGGCGACAUCAAGAAGUUCCGCAAGGGCAAGCUAUCGAACCUGGACUUCCUGGACGAUGACGACGGGCCGCGCGGUGAGUUCCGCAAAUCGGGCAAGGGACCGGGCAAGGGUGGUAAGGGAGGGAAGGGAGGUAAGGGGGGUGCGAGCGCGAAGCGGAAGGCGCGCGAUGCCAAGUUUGGCUUCGGUGGCAAGAAGAAGGGCAAGAAGCAAAACACGAAGGAAUCGUGCAUGAACGAUGGGCCACGGCGCCGGGGCGGUCCGGGCGGUGCGAAGGGUGGUGGUGGUGGUGGGGCGAAAACUCGACCAGGGAAGGCGCGCCGGGCACAGAUGAAGAGCAAGGGGGGCGGUGGACGUAAGAAGUAAGCAAAAUAAGAAGAAGAAGAAGCAGUGUAUUGAUAAAAAGUGUACAUUUAAGCGUAAUUCCAUAAGCCGGUCGUUCUCUGUUUUGCUCCGUUUUCAUGUCAAAAAAUAAAAGAAAAUGCAAGGCGAAGAAACUUGCAGAGAUUGAAAGCUUGGAAGACUUUUUAAACGUAA